AAAACAACAAAACCAAAAUCCGAGCGCCGAAUCAAUAAAAUAAAAGCAACGACUGGUCGGUCCCUGGCCUGGCCCUGCCCACGGACUCGAGUCAAGCAGGCAACCUUUACAAUAUCUACUCCCGCAAGCCAUGCAACAAUAACAAAUAAGCGACGCGCGGAGCGAGAGGAUAAAGAACGCAACCGACGGCAAGAAAUCUGCAUAAUGAAGCGUAAUACGCAAAUGGUGUGGAGUUCUGAUUGGGCUCGGAUUCAGGCCCCGUAUUGAGGAAGGCUGGGCUUCCGUGGCAACGCAAUUCUCAAUUGGGGUAUGCAAAGUAAAAGCCAUCAUUACUCAGGCCAAAAGGAACUGAAAACUCGAGAGAUUCGUUUAAUAAAGAGACAAAAGACGAAAAUAUGGCAGAUUAUAUAGAUGUCUCGACUGCUCUGACUGCCAUCCAUGGAACUGCACCACCCAGCACAGUUUUCCCCCUAUCUUUUGGCAAGCACAAUCGCUGUCAAGCACGGAGCCUGGCAACAAGAUUUUCCCUGCUGUUGGCUGCACCUGCUCCAAACAAACCGCAGUUUAUGAAAACCAAAAGCCAAGUAAACUGAUGCCCAUGCGUUGCUGCCAAUGGCAAAAACAGGAAAUGUGUAUAAGGCAAAACCAAAGCCAAACCCAAACCCAAACCAAACCCCCAACCAUGGCAGCGACUAUAAGGAAACGCCACCCAACACAACCCAACCCAACUCAAUCCAAUCCCCGAUCAGCAUCAGCAUCAGCGUCAACCCAACAGCAAGCCCAACUCCACGCAAACGAAGUCAAAACCCAUUCAACAACAGUUUCGCAUAAUUGUAAAUUCAAGUGGAAAUGAAUGAAUUUAUGCUGAACUCGACAGAAAAUACCAGCAGGCGAUUGUUGCUGUUGCCAUUGCCAUUGCUGUUGCUGUUGGUACGGUCCCAGAGCAGGUAACAGGUAACAGGCAACAGCGAAGAAGGUAACGGACGCUGAUGGCAAUGACGAUGACGAUGGUGGCAAUGCUAACGGUUACGUUCCCGAAUGGCGCACAAACAAUAUGGCGCCACAGUCAGGGUCGGAAUGGCAGCUAUAGUGGGUGGCGCAGUUUGUGGGGGGUGGGAUAUGGAGCUGCCACGGAAUCACGUUGCUUGCAUAUUUUCAUUCAUUCAUUUCAACGUCAACGUCUGCCGGGUACGGGGACGGGGACAAUACGAGUGGAGUUAUGGAAUGCAUAACGGGCUGUUCUACUCCCCUUCUGUGCUCUUACUUCUCCAUCUGUAUCUGUAUCUGUGAACUCCAACAGCAUUUGAAUGCGCUCACUUCUGGCUGUAGAAGAAGGCGCGUGCCAAAGCGAAAGGAUGAGCCAAAAGAGAGAGAGCCCCCGACAAUGGCAAUGCCCAGCAACCUCAAAGGGAUGCAUGUGGAUGAUUAUGAUGUUAUGUUGAGCUCUCAAAGCAGCCACAAAUUGCUGGAAGUUCUGCACGUGACCCAUGCUAAAUGUCCACAGCCAAAAGCCAUUGCACCCGAUCAAAAAUGCAGCUAAACGGCUUGGAUGAUAGAACAGGGAUGAAGAACAAGUUCUACAACUUGAUUUGGAUAAAUAAGGAUUUUAAGGAUAUUAAAUGCAAAUUGUAAAAUAGACGGCAAUCGAGCGUGCGAGAGAACCUCACAGAUACAAUAUCCGUUGGAUACAGCCAUGCAUCAGCCAUGGUGAAUGAGUACUAAACUUAACUCCUGUAAUGGUGCCACUGAACCGUAGCUAGAUUCUAGUUCUUCGACUUUGGACUGAUAAUUCGCUUGACAGAGUCCUGGCAACCUUGGCAACUUGGCCAUACAAAUAUUGUUCCAACGAACUGAGCUCGUAAUCAGACAGAUAGAAACAGCUCGGAACAUGUGCUGAAAAGUUUUCAGUCCCCAGCAAAUUUCGUUCACACGUAACUCGGUUUGGCCAAACACUUUUGACAUCGGUGCUCUGGACAAAGUUGGUUGCCAAAGGUAGCCAAAGGUAGCUGGGUGCCUGGGAGCGUAACAUGCGAAUCAAAUUCAAAGUUGGGAGCAAUAUUGGUGGGUCAAGGGCUGGGGAGCAAAAAGGAACAGUCGCAACCAGUCGAAGAACCUGGGCCACAUCGUCUAUGCAGAACCGCGUCACCUGUCUGACAAUUAUUUGACAAUUAUUUACACUUACGAGUGUAAAUGGCACAAAGGGGUCCGAUAAGCUCCAACUGCCAUCCAGUUCGUAUAAAAAGAUGGCACUGUGCCGUUUUUCAAUCCAGUCAUAAUGUUCAGAGUUAAGGAGCUGCUGCUGUCGCGCGAGAUCUUCGAAACGCCCAUCCUGCGCCUCCAUCUGCGCUGCUUUCGCUUCUACGGCUAUUUGUCGUCCAAGUACCAGCGCAGGCCCUGGCUGUCCCAGUUGCGCUGCAUCCUUUUCACGGCCUCCAUCUGGGUGAGCUGUGUCCUGAUGCUGGCACGCGUCUUUCAAGGCUACGAAAGACUCAACGAUGGAGCGACGACCUGCGCCACCGCCUUCCAGUACGUAGCCGUGUCUAUUGCCACACUAAACGCCGUCGUGCAACGGAAGCGGGUUGUUUCUAUGUUGCGUGAGGUCCAUGCGGAUAUGCAAAGUCUGUUGCUCGAGGCGGACGAUCAGGAACUGGAACUUGUGUUGUCUACACAGAAAUACACUCGGAAUUUCACUGUAAUUCUGUGGGCUUCUUCGAUAGUAGCCGGGCUUAUGGCCUAUUCCGACUGCCUCUAUCGGACACUCUUCAUGCCGCAGACCGUCUUUAACAUGCCAGCCGUGCGUGCUGGGGAGGAGCAGCCCAUUCUUCUUUUCAAGCUAUUUCCGUUUGGCGAGCUGUACGACAACUUUCUGAUCGGCUUUCUGGGACCCUGGUAUGCCCUAGGGCUGGGCAUCACAACUAUUCCACUGUGGCACACCUUCAUCACUUGCCUCAUGAAGUAUGUGCACCUAAAGCUGCAGAUACUCAACAAGCGGGUGGCGGGGAUGGAUAUCACGCGCCUCAAUCCGUUCUUAGACCCGGAUCGCCUGACACCCACUCAGCUGGCCCGCUGGCAAAUGCGGCUCAUCAAGAAGUUCGUUAAGGAGCAUCUGAAGAUCCGUAGGUUCGUCAAGGAGCUGGAGCAGCUUAUCUGUGUGCCCGUCAUGGCCGACUUCAUCAUCUUCUCCAUUCUCAUAUGCUUUCUAUUUUUUGCCUUGAGUGUUGGGACCCCUAGCAAAAUGGACUCCUUUUUUAUGUUCAUCUAUAUAUUUGUCAUGGCAUCGAUUCUCUGGAUCUACCAUUGGCAUGCUACACUUAUUUUUGAAUGCCACCAGGAAUUGCCCUUUGCCUAUUACUCAACCCCGUGGUACGAGUACGAGCGUCCCGUUCAACGAACGCUUCUCAUUAUGAUAGUCCACGCCCAGAGGCCGUUGCGAAUGCGUGCCCUGAUGGUCGAGUUGGGUAUAGGCACCUUCAUAGACAUUGUACGAGGGGCCUACAGCUACUUUAACCUCUUGAGUCAGAUAUAUUAGACCAAAAGCCAUUCCCACGGGCUGGACCCCUAUAAAAGGGGUAUAUUUUAAUCGUACAUAAAUAUAUA
Messenger RNA from Drosophila obscura, 3597 nucleotides. RefSeq names its product odorant receptor 56a (gene Or56a). Gene Ontology annotation, biological process: sensory perception of smell; detection of chemical stimulus involved in sensory perception of smell. Bases 2276 to 3529 code for a protein of 417 amino acids. Gene Ontology annotation, cellular component: plasma membrane. The transcript is spliced from 13 exons. The record is from RefSeq and is a predicted model, not a curated record. NCBI's taxonomy places the organism in Eukaryota, Metazoa, Arthropoda, Insecta, Diptera, Drosophilidae. Gene Ontology annotation, molecular function: odorant binding; olfactory receptor activity.